AUGACCGACUUCGCUACCAUAGUUCAGGAGCUCCGACGCAAGGUUGAGGAUAAAGAAAGACCGCCGACGGACAGUUUGCUAACCGCAUCCCCCUUUUCGGCAGAGGUGCAGGAUUAUAGGGCAUCGACGGGGUUUAAGCUACCCGAUCACCCCACCUACGAUGGGACGGGUGACCCGCGACACCAUGUUAUCAGUUUUCAGGCCAAGAUGCAAGUAAUUGGCGCAGACGCUUCGAUUAUCUGCCGUGCGUUCUUCCCUACAUUGGUGGGGCCCGCCCAACGGUGGUUCCUGAAGCUGCCCGCCGGAUCGAUUGGUGACUUCGAGGAGCUGGCCCGUUUGUUCUUGACACACUUCGCAAGAAGCAUGAAACCUAAGAAGUUCGUGUCAGACUUAUCCCGGGUACACCAAGAUGAAGGAGAGAGCUUGCGCAAGUACAUUGUGCGAUGGCAAAAAGAGGCCCAGGCGAUCGAUGGCCUGGACGACCAGAUAGCCCUGACAUUUUUCAUUGAAUCCUUGAGGGCAGACGGAUACUACAUCAAGCUACGGGAUAAAAAUCCCAAGACGUAUGCUGAAGCUAUUAAGAGAGCCAACCAGCUAGCCGAUACGGAAGAAGCAGUCAGACAGAAGCGGCGACUAGAGGGGUCCUCCUGCAAGCACCCCCUGGUAGUUAGUCCCCGCGAGGGGCGAACGUUGGACUUGGGGAACAUUCGUGUGAGAGAUCACUGGGUGCAAGACCGGUUGGGAGCUCCCGCCUAUCAGUCGACAGCACAACCUGUCCACGAAGUUCACCCCGAGCUGCCUCCUCUUCUUCCCAUCCGGCCGGGCGACAAGCCGGAAGUGGUCGGCACAACUGCCACACGCUAUUGCAGGUAUCACCGCACGAAUACUCACACCAUGGAAGAAUGCGAAGGUCUGAAGGAGGAGAUUGAGACGCUCAUAAAUUGCGGCCGGCCGCUAUCCCCCAAUCAAUGGUGUCGGUCAGGUUCGCAGUGGCAGAAAGAGGCUCCCGCUCCGGUCGCCCCGAGAGCCUAUUCAAGAGGAGGAUGCUGA
This is a messenger RNA of Ipomoea nil (Japanese morning glory), 1050 nucleotides long. RefSeq lists its product as uncharacterized. Lineage: Eukaryota; Viridiplantae; Streptophyta; Magnoliopsida; Solanales; Convolvulaceae. The record is from RefSeq and is a predicted model, not a curated record. Bases 1 to 1050 code for a protein of 349 amino acids. The transcript has a single exon.